Penicillium maclennaniae is the source of this 1332-nucleotide messenger RNA. RefSeq lists its product as uncharacterized. The transcript is spliced from 2 exons. Gene Ontology annotation, molecular function: 4 iron, 4 sulfur cluster binding; cyclic pyranopterin monophosphate synthase activity; metal ion binding. The record is from RefSeq and is a predicted model, not a curated record. Bases 1 to 1332 code for a protein of 443 amino acids. Gene Ontology annotation, biological process: Mo-molybdopterin cofactor biosynthetic process. Lineage: Eukaryota; Fungi; Ascomycota; Eurotiomycetes; Eurotiales; Aspergillaceae.
AUGCGAGGAGCUUUGAAAAGGUCAAUUCACCUCUUAAAGAAUCUUCCAACCUGCUGGUAUGCUGUGCAAGAGAGUCCUGUCACACCUGCGGCUCCCCGCCCGGGGAUACCAGAGUCUCAUCACGACUCGAUUGCAGAGCACUUCCAGUUCCCGUACGAACCUCCCCCCCGACCACCUCCGAACCCUUCCCGUCGAGUCUCCGCCCUCAAGACUGCGAAACCCUUCUCCGAAUUUCUCACCGACUCCUUCAACCGCCAGCAUGACUACCUGCGCAUUAGCGUUACAGAGCGGUGUAACCUGCGGUGCCUCUACUGCAUGCCCGAGGAAGGGAUUGAACUCUCGCCCCAGCCCCGCCUCUUGACCUCCCCGGAGAUCGUCUACCUGUCAUCCCUCUUUGUGUCCCAGGGCGUGAACAAGAUCCGCUUGACGGGCGGGGAGCCGACCGUGCGCAAGGACAUUGUGCCCUUGAUGCAGGAUAUCGGCAAGCUGCGACGGGAUGGAUUGCGCGAGCUCUGUCUGACCACCAACGGGAUCUCGCUGCACCGCAAACUGGACGCGAUGGUCGAAGCGGGGCUCACCGGGGUAAAUCUCAGUUUGGAUACGCUCGACCCCUUCCAGUUCCAGAUCAUGACGCGGCGUAAAGGCUUCGACGCUGUGAUGAAGAGCAUCGAUCGUAUCCUAGAAAUGAACAAGGUCGGCGCUGGCAUCAAGCUGAAAAUCAACUGCGUCGUAAUGCGGGGCAUGAACGAUCGUGAAAUCCUGCCCUUUGUUGAGAUGGGUCGUGAGAAGCCGAUCGAGGUGCGAUUCAUCGAGUACAUGCCCUUCGAUGGGAACAAAUGGAAUAAGGGCAAAAUGUUCCCUUAUCAGGAGAUGCUGGCGCUUAUUCAGGAGAAGUAUCCCACCUUGGAAAAGGUGACUGAUCACAAGAAUGAUACCAGCAAGACAUAUCGUGUGCCUGGCUUCGAGGGUCGGGUCGGAUUCAUCACCAGCAUGACACAUAAUUUUUGUGGCACUUGCAAUCGCCUGCGCAUCACCAGUGACGGAAACUUAAAAGUAUGUCUUUUUGGAAACGCCGAGGUUUCACUGCGAGAUAUCAUCCGCAAAGAGAAUGACGGACGGCCCAUCGACCUAGAAGCUCUGCAAAGACUCGGGCUCCUCGAGACAGUACAAAGUGCAGCUCAACUCAGCGACGAGGGAGGAUUGAUCAACGAGCGGGAACGUGAAAUUCUCGACAUCAUCGGCAUGGCUGUCAAGCGCAAGAAGGCGAAACACGCGGGCAUGGGGCAGUUGGAGAAUAUGAAGAACCGACCUAUGAUUUUGAUCGGUGGGUAG